ACUACAACAUGUUCGUGCCACAUGACCAGGCAGUGGGAGUAGUCUUGAUGCAAGACCAAGGAAAUGGACUGCAACCAACCGCCUACCUCAGGAAGAAACUGCAUAGGGCAGAACUAAACUACCUGAUACACGACAAAGAGGCCCUUGCCAUCGUCAUCGCCUUCAAAGCGUGGAGAUGUUAUCUCAAAAGACGAAGAACAACGGUCUACACCGAUCACUGCAGCCUGAAAUAUUUGAAGAAACAACCCAACCUUUCCAGGCGGCAGGUCCGGUGGAUCGACUUCCUCGAGACACACUUCCACUACGACAUCGUGUACAAGCCCGGCCACAAAAACAAAGCAGACACCCUCAGCCGCCCUGCACACCGACAUCUGCUACAGUGGGACAGUGACAUCGCGUACCGGAAAGGAUCAACAAAUAUCUGGGUACCCAAUUACCCUCCUUUGUGCCAGUUACUCCUCGAAGAAUACCAGGACGUCCUCUACGCCGGACACUUCGGUAGCAACAAGACGCUGACCGGUAUUGCAAGACACUACUACUGGUCCCACUUGGCAGAGGAUGUUCAGAAGUUUGUCACCUCGUAUGAUACAUGUCAACGGAUGACGAGCAGCAAGCAGAAAAAGGCAGGACUACUGCAGCCUCUUCCUGUCCCAGAACAGUCAUGGCAAGUGGUUAGCCUGGACUUCAUCACCGGGUUACCACCUACCACCAGCGGUCGUGACGCAAUCCUUGUCGUCAUCGACAAGUUCUCCAAAAUGGGACACUUCAUCCCGACACACACGACAGCACGCACCGAGGAGACAGCACAACUCUUCGUUCGUUACAUCAUAUCACAGUAUGGCAUCCCAACCACACUCAUCUCCGACUGAGACCCCAAGUUCACCAGCAA
Molecule: messenger RNA, 889 nt
Organism: Closterium sp. NIES-67
Lineage: Eukaryota; Viridiplantae; Streptophyta; Zygnematophyceae; Desmidiales; Closteriaceae
Source: the annotation of a GenBank genome assembly